AUUACAAUCAGAAUCAAUUCAUAAUCUGAAAGAUACAAAUAAAGUGAAGGAGGAUAUUAAGCACGAAGAAAAUUGUAAAUGUUCAGAAAAACCUUGCUGCCAAUCUAAAUCUGAAGACGAAUAACGAAUCCAAUCUGCAUAAUCAUUUUUCAGUGUAGUCCUUUUCUUACAUUACCGCCUCCAUAAGUGACAUCAUUAGCAAAGGAAUCAAAGUUCUACUUAAUGAAAUAUGAUAGUCAAAUAUAUACAGUGAGAUAACUAUUUUUCUUUUAACAAAAGUAAACAGUAAUAUAAUUUGAAAAUGCCAAGACUACCGGAUCGUAUCGAUGUUAGGACCUGCGCAAAAUACAUACCACCUCAUCCUUGUGAUCCACCACCGCCGUGUGAUCCAUUAAAAAAGCCGGACGAAGAAUGCCCGCAGCCAUAUGUAUGUCUAGAGAGACUUAAGAAUCCAGCUUGGGAGACCGAAAUUACUAGGUGUCUUCCAGGGCCGUUUAUAAACGUGAAGGCCUGCGCAAAGGUGGAUCCUCCGCAUCCCUGUGACCUACCCGAACCUCCAUGCACUGAUGGUAAAAAGACAAAAAAAUCCUGCAACGAGCCCAUGCUCUGCUUUCAAAGAAUAAAAAACCCACAACCACAUAGACCAAUAAACUGUAAAGUUGAAGACGUCAAUAGUAAAAUUGACUAACUUCUGAAAUGUAUACUGAAAUUAUCCUUCUUAUUGAAAGAUUUAUUAAAUAAAUAAAACAACUUUCAA
Molecule: messenger RNA, 757 nt
Organism: Achroia grisella
Lineage: Eukaryota; Metazoa; Arthropoda; Insecta; Lepidoptera; Pyralidae
Exons: 3
Coding region: 302-688 (128 amino acids)
Source: RefSeq, a predicted model, not a curated record